UCCUUUCCCGGCGCUCGCGCACGCGCGGACGUCUAUGUGCGUGUGUUUGCGCGCGCGUGUGUGUAUGUAUGUGUGUGUGUGUGCGUACUAGCCCGCCCCCGCGCGUGUGUGUUGUGUGCGCGUGUGUAUGUUGUUAUUAUUAUCCUCCCGCCUGCCCGCGCCUCUCCUCUCCGCUCCGCUCCGCUUGUCUCCGGCGCGCUCGGCUCAGAAUGGCCAGAUUCACGCAGAGUGAAGUGAGGCGGCAGCAGCAUCAGCAGCAGCAGCAGCAGACUCCCCCGCAGCCCGCCCACGCCAGCGCGCUCCUCGGCGCGUCACCCGCACCACUGUCAGCAGCCCCGAGCCCGCAGCACGCGCACCUCGCGCUCCCCAAGCCCAUGAGCGGCCCCGAGUCCGGCUCCGUGAUCCACGCCGACGGCGGCGCCAUGAAGGACCAGGACGCCAUCAAGCUCUUCGUGGGCCAAAUACCACGCAACCUCGAGGAGAAGGACCUCAAACCGUUGUUCGAACAGUUCGGCAAGAUCCACGAGCUCACCGUGCUGAAGGACCGCUACACCGGCAUGCACAAAGGCUGCGCGUUCCUCACCUACUGCGCUCGUGAGUCAGCCAUCAAAGCCCAGAAUGCACUGCACGAACAGAAAACUCUGCCAGGGAUGACACGGCCUAUUCAGGUUAAACCAGCUGACAGCGAGAGUCGUGGAGAGGACAGGAAGCUGUUUGUUGGCAUGCUGAACAAGCAGCAGACGGAGGAGGAUGUGUACCGCCUUUUCGAGCCUUAUGGAGUGAUUGAAGAGUGCACCGUAUUGAGGGGUCCUGACGGAAACAGCAAAGGAUGUGCCUUUGUUAAGUUCUCCACACACACCGAGGCUCAGUCAGCAAUCAGUGGCCUCCACGGGAGCCAGACCAUGCCUGGAGCAUCCUCUAGCCUGGUAGUGAAGUUCGCAGACACUGAUAAGGAGAGGACCAUCCGCCGCAUGCAACAGAUGGUCGGCCAGUUUGGCAUCUUCAACCCUGCUGUGGCUCUGCCAUUCAGCACAUACAGCAGCACCUACAGCACCUACACACACGCUCUGAUGCAGCAGCAGGCGGCCAUAAUGGCUGCGUCCCAUGGUGGCUACCUGGCACCCAGCAUGGCAUUUCCGGCUACACAGAUCCACCAAGUGGGGGCGAUCAACAUGAACGGCCUGCCGCCCACUCCCAUGACUCCAGUGUCAGGGCUGAGUUCUCCUCCUGCUAACCUGGCAUCCUCGGCUGUACCCAGCAUAGUGACACCCAUCGUUAAUGGUUUCACUGGAAUCCCUCCGCAGCCCAAUGGUCAUCCUGUGGAGGCGGUCUACGCCAACGGCCUGCCACCAUACUCCACCCAGAGCCCCACUGCCGCCGACACACUACAGCAGGCCUUCACUGGUGUCCAACAGUACACAGCCAUUUACCCCACCACCACACUGACCCCUAUAGGCCAGACACUGCCACAGCCGCCUCAGGUCAUUCAGCAGCAGCAACAGCAGAGAGAAGGUCCAGAGGGCUGUAAUCUCUUCAUCUACCACCUGCCACAGGAGUUUGGUGAUAACGAACUGAUGCAGAUGUUUCUGCCUUUCGGCUCCGUCAUCUCCUCCAAAGUGUUUAUGGACAGAGCUACCAACCAGAGCAAGUGUUUUGGCUUUGUGAGCUUCGAUAACCCUGGCAGUGCCCAGGCAGCCAUCCAGGCCAUGAACGGCUUCCAGAUCGGCAUGAAGCGCUUGAAAGUGCAGCUCAAACGGCCAAAGGAUGCCAGCCGCCCCUACUGACCCUCACCCAGGACACACAAACACACACACACAGCUGACAGCACAGGUUUUGAACAGUCUUGACAUCUGUAACAGAUGGAAAACUUUACUUGCAAAACCACAAAAGGAAAAGUGACCAAGAAGAAAAAUUAAAAAAAAAAAAAAAGAAGAAGAGAUAAAUGAAAAUAAAUGCAGCUUACAAAUAAGUACAUAAUAAUUUUUUUUUUUUUUUUUAAAGAAAAGAAAAACAUAUCAGAUUUGACUUUGUGUGCAACACCACGGCGAUGAGAAGUUUAAGGGAACAACAUGACAGGGAACGUCGGUAUCGAGAGGACUGAAGCCAGCAACAAGAAAGCCAAACAGAACAAAAAAAAACUUUUCCUUGGAAGAAGAAGAAGAAGAAGAAAAAAAAUAAAAAGAACAUUGUUCGAAAGACAGAUUUUGGAUCGAUGCUGAAUAAAGCCACAGUUUUCACGAAGAUAUUGAACGACACCCGUGGCUUUUACUUUUAUGGACUAAUGAGGGUUUAAUCUCCAAGGUGAAAAAAAAAAAAAAAAGAAAAAGAAGAAGAAGAAACAUUUCGUCAUUUGGACGGAUGUAAGAAUUCUCUCUGUAUCUCUUUCUCUCUUUUUUCUGCAGAGCUCUUGUAUAUGGCUCAUUAGAAGUUCCACAGAAGCAGUAUCGUUGCAAAUCUUUCUCUCGCUUUCCUUUCCUCUCUUUUGAUCCCUCCCCCUCUCUCUCUCUCUCUCUCUCUCUCUCUCACCCAUGGCCCCUUUGGGGUCCAGAGGACCAAAUCUUUUUAAUCUCUAUCUAUAGUAACGUUCAAUAUUAUCACUGAUUAUCUUAUGAUACAGGAUAUUGCGUAAAAUAUUACAAUUAAGAGUUAGAGAAAAAUACUUCAGGGUGUAUAGUGUAUGUAAAAAACAAAAAAAAAUAAAAAUAAAAAAUCAGGGGGGUUCUCUUUCGUUGUGAAUAAACUAGGUUACAGGUUCAAAGGGGCAAAGCUACGGUGAUGGUUAUUGAUAAAGGACGGGAUAAGCGUUGACAUGAGAGGUUCGUUCUCCUUUCUCAUUCACAGCCACACCUCAUUUCUUUUCCGAAGGUCACUCUUAUUAUUAAAUAUUGAACAAAAAAAAAAAAACGUUUUUAAAGGGAGAUCCGUGUUUUCAGUUCUAGACAUUAUAAUUCUAUUCGCUGUGUCAAGAGUAAUUCAGUUUCAGCGCUUCAAGAGGAGCGGAGAAAUUUACAAAUCUAAAUUGAAUUUUAGCAUUACGGUCUUUUCCCUAAAGCUAAUCCAGCGUAAACAGGCAUAUCGCUCACAGAACUGAAAGAAAACAAACAAUAAGCCCUAGUGUCACAUCACUCACAUCAUUAUUCUGUUCUCUAUCCACGCCUUAUUUAAAUAAAUGUGAAUUAACAGUGUACCCACUUAAACCUACAACUAUAACCAUGCAGUUCAAAUAUAUAAUUAGGGCUAAUGCAUGCUGAUGCUGGUUGAAAAUGCAGUUUCUUUUAGGUUUUAGAUCAGCAAUUUAUUUCCUAAAAGCUUCCCACCAACAGUAUUUUUCACGUUUCGACACGUUGAACAUACAGUAAAUCAAGCUUUGGAUACUAAACAAAGCAGACAAGAAUGCAAAUAAAACCAUAUGGGAAAAACUACACGUUUAUAAUUGUAUUCUGGAUUAUCAAGAUCACGUGACAAACACGCAUCAGUGUUUUAAAGGUUAAAACACUUUUCAGAUUUAUCUUCUUUGGAAAGCAGAUGAAAAAUGCUGUUUCGUCGCAGAUAGGAAGCUGAACCGGAUACUUUUUUCUUUUUUUUCCCAGACUGGACCGGGCUUUAUUUACACUAGGGCAUGAAUGCUUUUGUAAAAGCAGUCCAUAAAAUCCAAUUGCUUUUUAUUACAUUGCUCUUUCAGCCUCUAAACAGUUAGUAAGACCGAACAGGUUAUAAAUAUCAGAUAUACAGCGGUCCACGUAACAGCUCUAGUCAAAUGCUAAAGAGAUUUGUGAAGACAUUCGCUUUCGAAAUUACAGGAGGAGUCUUGUUCUGCCGAAGAAUGAGUGCAGUGUGAGGUAUCACCUGACCAAAUGUACUAGGGGACAUGCAGUACAAAAGCUACUCCGGAUUAAAGUGUUUCCAUUUCAAAGGAACAUUCUAGCACCAGUUGUCUCAUAUGUAGGAAAAAAUUCAGAACAGCAGGCAAACUUAAACAUGGGGUUGAUUUUUUAAGUUGUAAUAUUUGGCAACCCAACAUUUAAGGAAAAAAAAAGCUCCCAAAUACUCUAUAAAACAUUAAUAAUAUAAACAUCUAAUAUCCAACCAAUCAACUUCCAUGUCAAUUCAGAAAGCUCCGCCUCUCUUACUAGCUUUUUUUGUUGUUGUUGUUGUUGUUGUGGUUAAUGGGAGGUUGUGGCUGUAUGAAGGAGCUGCAUUGGUCUCAAAACAGCUAAUUUCUGCCAAAUCCGCUGACUUUUUACACCUUUAACAUCCUCUUUGCCGUGCCAAAAAAUGACGAGUCAGCUUCUCUCAGUUAUUUAAAGACGCCAGCUUACGCUACUGUGACGUCACCUUCUUUGUAAAUGUGAACUCCGUUUGAAUCUUGCAUGUAGAGUUUCUACUGUACUAACACACCGAACUAGAAAUUAGAACGAAAGUAGAUGCUAUUUUAAAAAAAACAAACAAAUAAAUAAAUAAAUCCGCUUUUUUGAGAUAACACGAAUCUUUUUUUUUAGAUUAGAUCUAGACCUCUGCUACAUAUACAUUAUCAUGAAGUAAUAAAAGGGAAUUAAGGGGAGAGGAUCAGUACGUUGCAGUAGAUAUAUAGGACGAGGUGUGGCUGCUGAUCGACACUUCCUCAGUGACUCGGCUGUAUUUUACUGACACAUUCCUUAUUGCAUUUGAGGCAUGAUUUUAAUUUUGGAAUCGGAAUCAGAAUUUGUUAUUUUGGGUUGGAACCCAAACACGAGACUAUACUUUACACGCCAACCAAAUCUCUCACUGCCCUUGGAUUACCGUAUUUGUUAGACCUUUAGCGAUUAAGGACCAAGUGACAUCAGAAUGCUGAAAAAUGAUAGCAUUUAACAACGUAAAGUAAUCAUGGAGGAUAAAGAAAGGAUGUCGUUUUCCUAUUAGGCAGCAGACAGCGGUUAGGCAUUUAAUAAGCGUUUAUUUUAAUAAGCAUUUCGUAAACUGCCACUGGCUUUGCCCUUUUAUUACUAGGAUUAUUCUAGCUAUGUGCCAACUGAAAGGUCUGAAAAGGUCUGAAAUCUGAGAUAUAUAUAAAUAUAUAUAUAUAUAUACAUGUACACACACACACACACACACACAAUAGGGAUGUAACACAAUGACACUAUAUGUAGCUAUAUUUGGAGUUAACCCCAAAGUGAGCAUGGCUUAAUCCAGAAGGGGUUUAGUUUCAUUAAUUUGUUGGGUUUUUUUUCCAAAGACUGAACACCAUCAGUGAAUUCUAGGGGAUGUGGCAGCUCUGUGGUUAAGGUGCUGGACUUCUGAUUAGAAGGUUACAAGUUUGAAUCCCAGGUCCCAUUGCUGUGCCCCCUAAGCAAAGCCUUUAACCCUGAGAUGCACAACAAAUGAGAUAAAAAUGUAAGUCGCUCUGAAUAAGAGCGUCUGCCAAAUACCAGAAAUAUAAACGUAGAUUGUGGCAGAUUCCUCAACCUCAACUACAUCCCUCCAGGUCCACAGAUCAUAAUUCAUCACCUUCUAAUAAAAUGAUUCGGAUCUAAUUUCCUAAAUAAAAACAAAAGAAAUUCUCUAGCCUAAUUUGAACCACCGUGAUCCUGACCAGGCUGCUACCAUGUAAAUGGGAAUCAUCACAGCUUGCUACACUGAUCUACUUUAUCAGUUUCACUUGCAUCCCAGCAAGUCCCAAUCCCAGUAACACAUGAAUAUUGCACUUCCUCUAUUAUCUGUUCAUUCUAUAUUCGGUUACAUCCCUAAUAUAUACAUAUAUACGUAUAUGUGUCUGUGUGUGAAUAUAUAUAUAUAUAUAUAUAUAUAUAUAUAUAUAUAUAUAUAUAUAUAUAUAUA
Hemibagrus wyckioides is the source of this 5814-nucleotide messenger RNA. Its product is annotated as CUGBP Elav-like family member 5. The coding region runs from base 69 to 1784 and encodes 571 amino acids. Gene Ontology annotation, biological process: regulation of alternative mRNA splicing, via spliceosome; mRNA splice site recognition. Lineage: Eukaryota; Metazoa; Chordata; Actinopteri; Siluriformes; Bagridae. The transcript is spliced from 12 exons. Gene Ontology annotation, molecular function: mRNA binding. The record is from RefSeq and is a predicted model, not a curated record. Gene Ontology annotation, cellular component: ribonucleoprotein complex; nucleus; cytoplasm.